UCGGACGCCCUCUCACCCCGCUCCAAUAAAUAAUCCCUUGCCCCCUCCCCUUCUCCUCUCUUCUAUUUCAUUCAGUUCUCUCAUCUACGACGAAAUCGACCGAUCCAUGGCGGCGAAGCACUUCAAGUACGUGAUCCUCGGCGGCGGUGUGGCAGCGGGUUAUGCGGCCAGGGAGUUCGCAAAGCAAGGAGUCAAGCCAGGAGAGCUGGCGAUCAUAUCAAAGGAGGCGGUGGCUCCUUACGAGCGUCCAGCACUUAGCAAGGGUUACCUUUUUCCUCAAGGCGCUGCAAGGCUCCCAGGUUUUCAUGUAUGUGUUGGAAGCGGGGGAGAAAGACUACUUCCUGAAUGGUAUACAGAAAAAGGCAUAGAGCUGAUACUCAGCAUGGAAAUCGUGAAAGCAGACGUUACUUCAAAGACUCUAACAAGUGCUGCUGGUGCCACGUUCACAUAUGAUAUUUUGAUCAUUGCUACUGGUUCCACUGUUAUAAGGCUCUCUGACUUUGGUGUUCAAGGAGCAGAUGCUAAUAAUAUAUUUUAUCUGAGGGAGAUUGAUGAUGCCGAUAAGCUUGUGGCAGCAAUACAGGCAAAGAAGAAUGGAAAGGCUGUGAUUGUGGGAGGAGGAUACAUUGGUCUUGAACUUGGCUCUGCAUUGAGGAUUAACAAUUUGGAUGUCACAAUGGUGUACCCUGAACCAUGGUGCAUGCCUCGCCUUUUCACAUCAGGUAUUGCUGCUUUCUAUGAGGGUUAUUAUGCAAAUAAGGGAAUCAAAAUAAUUAAGGGCACAGUUGCUGUUGGAUUUGACUCUAAUGCCAAUGGCGAUGUAACAGCAGUGAAGUUGAAGGAUGGAAGAGUGCUUGAUGCUGAUAUUGUAGUUGUUGGUGUUGGUGGAAGACCUCUCACUGCACUUUUUAAGGGCCAACUUGUUGAGGAGAAAGGUGGAAUCAAGACUGAUGGUUUCUUUAGAACAAGUAUUCCUGGGGUAUAUGCUGUAGGAGAUGUAGCAACCUUCCCCAUGAAACUGUACAACGAUAUAAGGAGAGUGGAGCAUGUUGAUCAUGCGAGAAAAUCGGCCGAACAAGCUAUUAAGGCAAUCAAGGCAAGCGAAGAAGGAAAAGACAUUGAGGAAUAUGACUACCUUCCAUUUUUCUACUCUCGUGCCUUUGAUUUGUCAUGGCAAUUCUAUGGAGACAGUGUUGGAGAUACUGUUCUCUUUGGCGACAAUGACCCUGCAUCAGCUAAGCCAAAGUUUGGUUCUUACUGGAUCAAAGAUGGGAAGGUGGUAGGAACUUUUCUGGAAGGCGGAUCUGCAGAGGAAAACAAGGCCAUAGCCAAGGUAGCAAGGGUUCAGCCACCAGCAGGAGACCUUGAACAACUGACAAAGGAGGGUAUUACAUUUGCAUGUAAGAUCUAAUUCCAGAGUUGAGCUGGAAAUUGGGCAGUCUGUAUGGUCGGCAAUUGCAUUUUCUUUUCUGAUAGAUUGUCAACUUGAUGGUGGUUGAGUUAGUGUCUAUGAACUUAAAAUAACAAUGUUGCUGUGUCUUUGGUGUGGACCACCUAUAAACUUUCAAUGUUGCCACCUCUUUGGUGGACCUUCAGUUAAACUGAUUCCCUAAUAAUUUUAUUUGUCAA
Molecule: messenger RNA, 1629 nt
Organism: Phoenix dactylifera (date palm)
Lineage: Eukaryota; Viridiplantae; Streptophyta; Magnoliopsida; Arecales; Arecaceae
Product: monodehydroascorbate reductase 3, cytosolic
Cellular component (GO): cytoplasm
Molecular function (GO): oxidoreductase activity, acting on NAD(P)H
Source: RefSeq, a predicted model, not a curated record